This is a messenger RNA of Trypanosoma cruzi, 2166 nucleotides long. RefSeq lists its product as uncharacterized. Gene Ontology annotation, cellular component: Golgi apparatus. The record is from RefSeq and is a predicted model, not a curated record. The coding region runs from base 1 to 2166 and encodes 721 amino acids. The transcript has a single exon. Lineage: Eukaryota; Euglenozoa; Kinetoplastea; Trypanosomatida; Trypanosomatidae. Gene Ontology annotation, biological process: Golgi organization.
AUGGGAGGGGCUCAGGCGAAGGAGGCUGUGCAGUACUUCACGGAUGUGGCGUGUGCCGAGGCCGAUCCGGAGGAGAAGGAGUUUGUUGAGCGUUUGACGCGCUACAAGAAAGACAUUUGCUUUGGUGCUGAAUACUUCGGGGCGUCUUUGCCUGUUCUUCGGGAGCUAGUGCCGUUAUGUGUAAAGACUCAACGGGUGCGAUGGCUUUUUUCCUUUUGUCUGCAACAGCUGGAGCACGCCUCGUGCAACUACAAUCAGGGCCACAGCGAUGCGUUUAUCGCCACCCUACACAUCACGGAGUUUGUCGUUCGUUACGCCCAUCAGGUAUCGCGCGGGGAUGCCGCACAGCUGUUGGACAUCAUCAUGGGGAAGGCUCCACACGGUACAGACGGUGCGACGACGAUGCAGUGGACAUCCACGGAGGCAAAUAAGGUGUGUUGUGCACUGAUGGAUUAUUGCGUCUCCGUGCCGGUAACGUAUGCGACGGCGGAGGCCCACAAUGGGGUGGUAAGCCUAUUAUUGUCCAUGAACUCUUCUGCCCUCUAUCACAGCACGACUUUUGAUGGAAAACAUAUGGAUGUGUUCACGGAGAUCAUGAUGUCAUAUGAGGGACUCGGAGCAUUUAUCGCAACCCUGCUGAAGCGAUUGGUAGAGUGGGGGUCGGGACGUCUUUCACCCUCUCCGUUGUUAUAUCGUGACGGCCAUCAACCAUCACUGCGAAACAUGUACAACGUGUUUGGCAACGGAAAGGGUAAUAAUUCCAUCAGCUGCAGAGAGAGUUUGGGACGACAUUGCGCUCAACUGCUGGCUGUGCUUCUGGCACAUUUAAAGGGGAAUGGACAAAAUCUCGCUAUGGAGUAUAUUAAAAAAAUAGAAAAUGAGGAUCCCGUGCCUUUUGCUGCGCUUUUGACUGCCUUUGUCAACCGACUAAAGGUGUGUCCCUCACUUUGUAUUGUGUUGUACGUUCUUGUAUACGAUCAUCCUACGUUCCUACACACCACAAUGACACUUCAUGCGAAGGAGUUGUUGGAUGUCAUACAAGAGGUGCUUCAUCUUAGCUACAUUGCAGCAACGGAGACUGGGGAAGGGAAUAUGGCUUGUAACAAUAGUAUUUCUUCAACGCAUCCCACCACAACAACCCUUGAGAGUUGUCAGGUUUUCAUUUACAGAGAGGUAUUAACACCAGAAUGUGUGGCCCAGCUUCUGAAGGAUAUGGUGCAAUUUUCGUACCCAUUUAUUGGGUUUAUGACCAGUACACUGGUGUUACUCUUCUCACAGGACCAAGUACUUAACAGGAAUAUGAGCGAUACAAUCAUUGAACCCCGUUUUAAGGCAGGACGAUUUAGUGGCAAGAUGUCGAUUAUUUCUUUGUGCGUUGUGGUUCUUGCUCAUGGAAUUCUCAGAGCAAUGAACGAAAGAAAUGAACCUUUGGCAUCUGUAUUUGUUCCUAGUUUGUCGAAUUUGGCCCCCUUUAUUUAUGAUAUAGAUGCUUACACUUCCCAGCAGUUGAUACGGCUGUUGGUUUUAAUUAUUCGAAAGCUACGACGUUCCUCUGGGCUUAUUCAGAUGGAUGAAAAAGAGGUCAGUUUGACAACUGAAAGCACCAUUCGAGAGGGAGCGGCAGAAAUGAAGGAGGAUACCGAGAGUCAAAUGUUUCUCCGUCAGUUAAAAUUGUUGGUGGAGGCGGUGGAGGCCAUGCUGCAGGGUGAGGAUCGACAGAACGACUCACUUGUGUAUGAACUGCUUUAUAAUCGUUCAAAGCUACAGGAAGGAAUAUCAGCAGAUAGUCCAUGCUCACAUCUUGCGGCUGCACACGCGGCGUUGGUGCCACUGUUUCGCAUUGCAGACUACUACGAAACAGAAUUGGCAAGUGUCACCUCGGCGGAGAGUUAUCAAGACAUAUUGGGAGUCAUCCGGCGUGCGGCACGGGAGCAGACGGGGUCUAUUCCAACUGUGAAGAACCAUUCACCCACGUCGGUCCCUGCCAAAUCAGCUGGAAGUGCACCAUGGAGGCCUCGGGAGAUUCUUUAUGUCUACGAGGAGUCCCUACAAAGCUACGACUUCUUUGGCCCCUUUGUCUGGUCGACGCUGUUGUGUGAUGCCAUUUAUCCAGGUGGUCUAUUGUGGGCCACCGAUACCACCGCACUGGAGAUGUUUUCCCAGUAA